AUGGAAACAGUGCUGCUGGAAAAUGAUGGUUAUGAUAACGCCGAAGGUGAUUUUAUAUGUCGGGUGAAUGAUGUUAUUGCUAAUCCCGAAGGGUAUGGCUACGAAAUUGCCGAUCGACUUGGCCAUGGCACUUUCGGUCAAGUGCUCCGCUGCGUGACCUGUGAUAACCGCAGUUUUGCUGUGAAAAUAAUAAAGAAUAAGCCAGCGUACUUUCAACAAGCUUUGGUUGAAGUGCGAAUCCUCCAACUGCUAAAUCGAUAUUAUGACACUCGCAUAGUGAAAAUGACGGAUUAUUUUGUAUACAGAAAACAUCUAUGCAUAGUGUUCGAGCAAUUGAGUAUGAACUUGUAUGACGUUUUAAAACAGAAUUCCUUCCGAGGGUUACCUAUUAAUAUGAUUAAGUCGAUUAUGGACCAACUCCUACGAGCGUUGGUCUGUUUGCAAACACAAGGGAUCAUUCAUUGCGAUUUGAAACCGGAAAAUAUACUUCUUGUUACGAAACGUAAUACGAAAAUUAAACUUAUCGACUUUGGCAGUGCGGCAUUCAGCGGCUAUCAGGUGGAAAUCUNNNNUAGCAUCACGCGAAGGAGUACAGCUGCCGAUGACCACAAGCCGUCUGAAGAGAUCAUCUUGCCGACGAAGCCUCCACAGCCACCGACUGACAACGGCGAUCAUGAGGAUUUCUUUCAAAUGCUUCAUUACCUAUUCCACCACGGUAUGGGUGGUGUCCAUAGCGAGGCCGCGGAUUUCAUGCCGAGUGCCGUUGGCGAUAUUACUGAUAUUAUGCCGGGUGACUUCUUUGAUACCCGGAAGACUACCAAGUUUGGGGUUUACUCGGGUGACUUCAAAUUGGACGAAUAUGACAGCGUCGCCACCGACGUGACGGUUUACGCCAAGACGAAGGAGUACAACGUCAACAAUGAGGACUUCCGUUAUCUCACCGUUGAUGUCCACGGAGGCACCUUUGGGCAUUGGUUUGGUUACUACCCGACCGUGAAGAUGUACAAUGGUUUCGGCAAUGUGUACAUCAGCGCAUAUUACUUCCGUCCUCUUCCUGUCGAACCUGACAUGAUGACUGGAAAUCAUUCAGUAGGUGAGGAAGCAACCGCCACACCCAAGCCGGUGGAUGGUGAGCACGGCCGGGACGAGAAUUAUCAUCACGUCACUUUGACGGCCAAGGCCCGGGCUAACAUCUACCUCCCAUGGGGUCAGACGGCUGUUCCUUGCUUUGGUUCCGCUGGUGGCGAUGGCGCCUGGUAUCUGAUGCAUCAGUUUGGUGAUGAGAGGCUUCAUUGUGUCGUCUUUGAUGGUAAGUAUAAGACAUGGUAUUCUGCUGAUCAACCUAAGAAGAGGGAUCCUGUGUGGGUAACGUCCGGCGAUGUUCUCCUCGCCAUGAGGAAGCGUUCUGGUUACAUGCGGGGAUACCGCGUUAAGGUCCUCGCUCACGGCCUCCCAUUCAUCCUCCAGUGGAGGGGAGUCCAACGCGGUAUGCAGUCCACUACGGCGAAGAUUGAGAGGGGAUGUGGCGGCUUUUGCGUUUUUGGCGACUACGGCCCGAUGUAUACCGUUGACGACACCUACCGGGUUGAGGACUCGACUUUUGAGCUCAGCUUCGACCAUUCCGUCCUCACGGCUACAACACCAUACCCUCCCCAUGAUACUACGGAAACACCAGAGAUGCCGGGGACGGGGGCGCCUGCAGAGUCUACUACUACCGAGGCCCCUGUAGAAGAAUCUACUACUGAAGCCCCCGUAGAAUUGUCCACUACUGAGGCCCCCGUAGAUGCGGCUACUACUGAAGCCCCUGUAGACGAGUCCACUACUGAAGCACCUGUAGGCGAGUCCACUACUGAAUCUCCUGUAGAUGAGUCUACUACUGGCGCCCCUAUAGACGAGUCCACUACUGAAGCUCCUGUAGGUGAGGCUACUACCGAAGCCCCUGUAGAUGAGUCUUCUACUGAAGCCCCUGUUGGUGAGUCCACUACUGAGGCUCCUGUAGACGAGUCCACUACUGAAGCCCCUGUAGGCGAGUCUACUACUGAGACCCCUGUAGACGAGUCUACUACUGAAGAGUUUACUACUGAGGCCGCUGUAGAUGACUCUACUACUGAGGCCACUAUGGAAGAGUCUACUACUGAGGCUCCUGUAGCCGAGUCCACUACUGAAGCUCCUGUUGGUGAGUCUACUACCGAGGCCCCUGUAGACGGUUCUACUACUGAAGCCCCAGUGGAUGAGUCUACUACUGAAGUUCCUGUAGACGAGUCUGCUACUGAGGCCCCUGUAGACGAGUCUACUACUGGGGCCCCUGUAGACGAGUCUGCUACUGAGGCCCCUGUAGACGAGUCUACUACUGAGGCCCCUGUAGAUGAGGGUACCACUAAAUCCCCUGUAGACGAGUCCACUACUGAGGCCACUAUGGAAGAGUCCACUACUGAGGCCCCUGUAGAUGCGGCUACCACUGAAACCCCUGUUGGUGAGUCCACUACUGAAGCACCUAUAGGUGAGGCUACUACUGAAGCCCCUGUAGACGAGUCCACUAGUGGAGCCCCUGUAGGUGAGGCUACUACUGAGGCUCCUGUAGACGAGUCCACUACUGAAGCCCCUGUAGAUGAGUCUACUACUGAAGCUCCUGUAGACGAGUCCAAUACUAAAGCCUCUGUUGGUGAGUCCACUACUGAGGCCCCUGUAGACGGGUCUACUACUGAAUCUCCUUUAGACGAGUCUACUACUGAAGCACCUAUGGGUGAGGCUACUACUGAAGCCCCUGCAGAUGAGUUUACUAUUGGAGCCCCUAUAGACGAGUCCACUAGUGAAGCCCCUGUAGAUGAGUCCACUACUGAGGCCCCUGUAGAUGAGUCCACUACUGAAGCCUCUGUUGGUGAGUCCACUACUGAGGCCCCUGUAGACGGGUCUACUACUGAAUCUCCUGUAGACGAGUCUACUACUGAAGCACCUAUGGGUGAGGCUACUACUGAAGCCCCUGCAGAUGAGUUUACUACUGGAGCCCCUAUAGACGAGUCCACUAGUGAAGCCCCUGUAGAUGAGUCCACUACUGAGGCCCCUGUAGAUGAGUCCACUAGUGAAGCCUCUGUAGAUGAGUCCACUACUGAGGCCCCUGUAGACGGGUCUACUACUGAAGCCUCUGUUGGUGAGUCCACUACUGAGGCCCCUGUAGACGGGUCUACUACUGAAUCUCCUGUAGACGAGUCUACUACUGAAGCCUCUGUUGGUGAGUCCACUACUGAGGCCCCUGUAGACGGGUCUACUACUGAAUCUCCUGUAGACGAGUCUACUACUGAAGCACCUAUGGGUGAGGCUACUACUGAAGCCCCUGCAGAUGAGUUUACUACUGGAGCCCCUAUAGACGAGUCCACUAGUGAAGCCCCUGUAGAUGAGUCCACUACUGAGGCCCCUGUAGAUGAGUCCACUAGUGAAGCCUCUGUAGAUGAGUCCACUACUGAGGCCCCUGUAGACGGGUCUACUACUGAAGCCUCUGUUGGUGAGUCCACUACUGAGGCCCCUGUAGACGGGUCUACUACUGAAUCUCCUGUAGACGAGUCUACUACUGAAGCCUCUGUUGGUGAGUCCACUACUGAGGCCCCUGUAAACGAGUCCACAACUGAAGCUCCUGUGGAUGAGUCUACUACUCCUACAGCCACCCUGACUGAGUCUAUGACUACUGGAGCCUCUUCAAUGGUGUCCACCACUGAAUCCUCUAUGAUGGAGGCUACUAGCACUGGAGCUCCGGAGAUGGCAAUGGAAACUCUAGUGCUGGGAUGGCUAAGGCUCCAAUUUGGGCAGGAAAAUUCGACGGAAAUUAGCGAGGAAAAUCAGAUUUUGGUACGAACUGGGCUGGGGUUUAAACUGAAAAAUAGAAGAGAAUAUGAGGAAACUACAGGAAAACGUGAAAACCCCUCGAGGAAGUACUCGCGAUACAGCACACUACGUGACAUGAUCAUGCAAGCUCCGAUUAAAGCGGGACUACCUCCAGAGCAGCUUAGUGAAGAAACGCUGAGAAGGGAAAGAAUAUUGCAUCUGGUGAACCUUUGCCUGGAAUUCGAUCCAACGACGAGAAUUACUCCCGCACAGGCGUUAACACAUCCAUUGUUCGUUGACGAUGGGAGACCGGGAGCAGGGUUACCUUCGAAUUGGUUGCCGAGAAGUGCAGAGCUGUGCCUGAUGAACUUGAUCGAUGAUACGACCAGCUUCUUGCAUAACUCUAGUAGUCGCCCGGUAGCAGACCUGACUGAGUCGGCACCAUCGACGCCCUAUCGACAAGGACGAGGAGGGUACUCUCCUUCGGGGGGAAGUGCUGGGGGUGGUAGCAGGCUGAAGGGAAGCGAAUCUAUAUAUUCUAACGCCUCGUCACCAAGCCAAGCUGGAGGGGGGUCUUCUAAUCUACGGGGGUUCCUUAACAAUCAGCCGGUCCAUGUUGGGAGUGCUCCAGCGGUGAGCAUGAUGAUGCAGGGAAACCGGCAAGUUACAGUGGAAGAGCAAGGCACGGGGAAAAAUAACAAAGCUGGUAUUCCCCUACCGGACGAUACGAUGCCUGUUAGUUAUCGACCAGCCCUCCAUAAGGUGCCUGAUAGUUACUUUCAAGGGUUCAUACAUGGAAAAUAUUUGAUGAACUCUGGUCAUCCUCUACCCUUGGGAGUUUCCCCACCUGCACACUAUUCACGAUUGCAACACCAGAUGCAACAACAACAACAUCAGCAGCAUCUGGGGUCCUCGACAGCAGCACCUGCUGUUGUUGCCCAACGUGUACUGUCGGCAACUCAUGGACAAGGCCAGAGGGCUUCUAGCCAUACUCUGGUACACGGAAGUCCGGGGGGGACGGAAACUGGUAGAACUCAUGAUAUGAUGUAUGCCACUAAGGGUCAGUAUGGGCAACGCCAGGGUGGCAUGGGAGCAUCCUCCAUGCUUCAGCAAGCUAGUGGUCAGGGACGAGUGCAUAUGCAUAUCGCGGCCCAUCAUAGGCGUUUGGGAGGGAAUAAUCGGGAUAGGGUCUCACCGUUUAGUCAGCAUUCCUCGUGCUCGAGUGACAGCUUCGACGAUCCAGCGUUCGCUAGCGUCCCCUCGCAUGAACUUAGUUAUAUGCCACCAGCGGGUUCCGAAUGGUGUCCAUUGGUGAGCGGCACUAAUACUCCUCUGCAACCAUCAGCAGGGGUACCUGUAUCGUCGUAUGCUUAUGCUCAGCAAGAACUAGGUACUAGUAGGCGUCACCCUCUGGACCCGAGUCCUCUGAGAUCGUCUUCAAAUCCAAGUGAUGUGAGCUCCCCGAUUCAACACCAACAACAGCAGCAUGGGAGCAUGCCUUUCCCGACUGACGACGGCACUGAUCUUGGUAUCUACAUACAGGAACAACUACAACAUAUAAGUCCUGCUAGAGGUAACUCCGGAGUUGAUGAAUCACUCGGUGGUGGCCGACUUGGCAGUAGUAACCUCCUGGGUGGGCAAAGGAUCGGGCGUCUGGGCAGCGACACACCGGUAGGACUACAAGGAAAGGAAAAUGGUGAAGGUAGAGUUCGGCGAGGUAAGUACCCGAGCACCGAUUGA
Messenger RNA from Perkinsus marinus ATCC 50983, 5556 nucleotides. RefSeq lists its product as hypothetical. The record is from RefSeq and is a predicted model, not a curated record. Gene Ontology annotation, biological process: peptidyl-threonine phosphorylation; peptidyl-serine phosphorylation. The coding region runs from base 1 to 5556 and encodes 1851 amino acids. Gene Ontology annotation, molecular function: protein serine/threonine kinase activity; protein tyrosine kinase activity; ATP binding. NCBI's taxonomy places the organism in Eukaryota, Perkinsozoa, Perkinsida, Perkinsidae. The transcript is spliced from 29 exons. Gene Ontology annotation, cellular component: cytoplasm.